This is a messenger RNA of Protopolystoma xenopodis, 267 nucleotides long. NCBI's taxonomy places the organism in Eukaryota, Metazoa, Platyhelminthes, Monogenea, Polystomatidea, Polystomatidae. The record is from the annotation of a GenBank genome assembly.
AUGUUAUGGCUCGACCGGGAUGCCUGCCAACAUCGUUCUGCCUUUCCUCUUACCACCGGGCGCUCCUCUGCUCGUCUUUUACUUUGUGCUGUAUGCCGUCGGCUGGCUACUCGCUGGUUAGUAUAUUCUGCUGGCGAUCUUUUGCCUUUUGAACCUUGUCACCUCUGUGAUGUCUGCCUUCGAAUGCUUCUUUAUACGCCAAAUGGAAAGAAGGUUUCCCCGAAUUUCCGAGUCCAUAUGUACUGCGAUUCCGAAGUGACAAUCUGA